Daucus carota subsp. sativus is the source of this 1493-nucleotide messenger RNA. RefSeq lists its product as uncharacterized. Lineage: Eukaryota; Viridiplantae; Streptophyta; Magnoliopsida; Apiales; Apiaceae. The transcript has 8 exons. The coding region runs from base 223 to 1197 and encodes 324 amino acids. The record is from RefSeq and is a predicted model, not a curated record.
CGAGUUAGUUAACGGGGGCUGUUGUUUCUUCCUAGCCGUCGGAUCAAUCAUAUCUGGGUCCUACUCCUGUUGUUUUCCAGGCCCCACGGUCCCUAGCCCACGUCACCCGCACUAAGCUGCUGCAGCAACUAUUUGUUCCCAACAUAUUAUCCAAAAUAUUUAGACCCCUCGAUCACACACACCGAUACACACAUCAAUUUCGCUCAGGUUCAGAUAUAAAAAAUGUCUAGUGGGGACAUAAGGAAGGUUUCGCGCCAGGACAUACAGCUGGUACAAAAUCUCAUAGAACGAUGCCUUCAGUUGUACAUGAGUCAAAAGGAAGUUGUGGGGACACUUUUACAGCAAGCGAAGAUUGAACCUGGUUUUACCGAACUCGUCUGGCAAAAGCUUGAAGAAGAGAAUCAGGAAUUUUUUGAGGCAUAUCAUCUGAGACUGGUGGUAAAAGAACAAAUAAUAGAAUUCAACAAAUUGCUUGAAAAACAGGCUGAGCUAAUGCAUCAGAUACGCCCAAUUGGAGCUGCUCCGCUUCCUAUAUCAAAUGGAUCCCAUAUCCAACAAAUGCACCAAAAUGCGGCAUGCUUUGGCCCAGAGCAAACAGGUGCUGACAUGAAGCAAGAGCUCUUGCAUCAGUCUAUUGGCUCCAACUUAUCUAAUGCCUUUGGUAAUGGCAUGUCAUCACUUCAUCCGUGCAUGCAACCUUCAGUCGAUAUGUCCAUCCAUGCUAGAAGACUAGAUGUCCCUCCAAACAUGCUUUUCGCUCAGAACUCAAACUUGGGAAUGGUUCCAACAGUGAAUGGUGGAAUGAUGAAAACAGAAGCUGGAUAUGCAGGCUCUUCCCAGUUCAUUUAUGGUGCUAAUGGCAAUGUCUUGGAAGCACGUUCUGCAAUGGUGGAUCCAUCUAUUCCAUCUUUUGGAGGUGUAGAGUCCAACCCCCAACAGCCAAGUGAGACGAUCUUGGAUCCUGACACGUCCUCAUUUGGAUUUCUAGGCCAAAUUCCUAGAAAUUUCAGUCUGUCAGACUUGACUGCUGAUUUCUCAAAUAAUGAUAUAUUAGAGAACUUUUCCAGGUCACCCUUUCUGGCAACUGAUGGAGACAACUUUUUGGAUCCCAACGGCAGGACAGAACAUCAAGAAGAUAUGAAGAGGUUGGACACUAUAUCAGAAGGCUUGAGCUAUGAAGACUUUGGCAGUGAUUAAUUGGAAUAUCUCUAAGGAUUCAACUGAAAAUUUGUAGGGAGCAGCCUUUUUGUGUACAGCUUUGCAGAAGUGGGGAGAUUGGUGGUUCUGAACUUUUAGAAGUUUUUGAUUGACUACAAGCUGUUGAAAAAUAACCUGUUCAUGGAGAAUGGAAUUAGAUUUUAGGUUAUAAUAGUUUGAACAAGAUUUGUAGAGAUUCACAGGCAACCUUGUUCUGCAGCAUGAAGUUAAAAUAUUUUGUAAUACUAAAUUUGAUGCCUUUGCUUAUGAUCUAUAUGGAAUAGAAAGUUAUGUCA